AUCCUCUCCCGUAUCCUUCAUCGUCUGCGUCAUAUGGCAUUAUGAUACGUACAUUCACAUAUUCAUUACCUGCCAGUACAGUUACUCGUAUCGUGACACACAAAGCUGAAUCUUUCUCUUUUUUAGUUGGUAGUUGCUUAUUGUCGGUAUCGCACGAAUUUUUUCAGUUUUCACGUGGACUUUUCGCCGAUGGUGAGAUCGCGGAAGAUUAAGUAUGCAUCGACGGCGGAGCUAAAUACUCGACGUAUGUUAAGAAGGCGUGAAAUUAAAGACACGCAUGUUUGUUAAACGCUCAGUGUGAUACGACUACUGGUGCUUUUAUUUGUCCUUCUUCAUCCUUAUCCAUCGAAAUAUGUUUGGUAAAUCGCGCAAACAUAAAAAAGAGACUAAUAGCAAGAAACAUCACAUUCGCAACUGGAUGCACUCGAAGAAAAAGAAAAACAAUGAGGCUAACCUCUUUGCUGUGAUAAUGUCCUCUGACGACCAAUCAUCUCCAGCACAGACAUCGAUAUCCACAACGAGUUUCGAUGUACUGGACAACGCAAGAUUGGAGAAGAUUAAUAUAACUCCCAUAAUAUCACAACCAACAAAACCCGUGGUUUCACCAACCAUGAAUAGCGAUGCCGAUGCGAUAGAGGAAGCAGUAUCAAUUGUGCAGACGACGUUACCCAUGCCGGAAUUACAACCGAAAAUCGAAAAGAAUGGUAUCGAGAUGAAGACAAAAAAAUCUUCUGACGAGCCAAAUGAUGACUGUCUGAUCAAUUGCAUUUAUUAUACACAACAAUGUUGCGACUGCACGAUAGUUUGAGAUCAUUCAACGUUUCUAGCUAGAUAAUGCCGAAGAAACAGCGUCUCGCGAAUACUCUGAUCAAUGUUGGGGUUUCAAGAUGCCGCUCUUCGACGCAAAAUUUAGGAUCUGACAUUGCAAUAAGUAUGGC
Atta colombica is the source of this 938-nucleotide messenger RNA. RefSeq lists its product as uncharacterized. The coding region runs from base 353 to 808 and encodes 151 amino acids. The record is from RefSeq and is a predicted model, not a curated record. The transcript is spliced from 2 exons. NCBI's taxonomy places the organism in Eukaryota, Metazoa, Arthropoda, Insecta, Hymenoptera, Formicidae.